Messenger RNA from Clonostachys rhizophaga, 2808 nucleotides. NCBI's taxonomy places the organism in Eukaryota, Fungi, Ascomycota, Sordariomycetes, Hypocreales, Bionectriaceae. The record is from the annotation of a GenBank genome assembly.
AUGGAAGGGCCCUUGGACACGGCCAUAGCGCCUGUGCCAGUUCCGCCCGAGCGAAUGGCGCCUCCGCCUCCGCCGCCGAGGGCUUCUCGGUAUCGGAGGCUGCGAGGGAGCAGCGUGUCGUCGCCGCCGAGCAAGACGUUUGAUGUCUACUGCGACGGGCCCCGGGCCGAGGACGAGGAGGCAUACGGGAAGCUCAAGCGGCGGUCCAAGAGCUCGUCGGCGCUGCGGUCCAAGAACGUCGUCUCGUGCCUGGGAGCUGGCGCACUGGGCCCCAAACCUGGACCUGGUGGCACCACCUUGGGCGCCGAGAACAGCCUGCAUCAGCUCGUGGGUGCAGCAAAGCCAGAUGCAGACUCUGUGCCGUUUAAUUUGCAACUGCCAGUGCCACACCCCGCCGUCGCGCAUUUAGUUCCUCUGCCGCUCAAUCCCAAGCCCGCCAAAGCUCGCACGUCCACCGCCGCGACAAAGCCCCCGGCGCCGCCCAAGAUCGAGGUGAGUUUGUGCGACGAGCAGGAGGACGACAGCGCCAGCACCAGCACCAGCACCAGCACCGGCACCGGCAACAGCCUCAGCAGCAGCACGGGCUCGAGCGCUACUGACGCCACCCCACCGAGUCCAAUUGAAUCAUCCGCCCCCCCAUCCCCGAGCCUAACCUCGAGUCCUGCCCCCGAGGCGGUGACUGCGACUGCGACCCAGGACCAACCCCUGGACUACGAGCGCCUGGCCGAGGAGGUUGCGCGGCUCGAAGCCGAGACUGAUCGCAUUCUCGCUGAGCAGAAAAAACGGGAUCUGGUCCGCCUCCACGCACAGCUCGACGCAACGACACCACCCAAGCCGCGAUUGUUCCUCGAUAAGCUUUCGUUCCUGACCAGGAGUACCCCGUCAGACGCCGACAGCCAGCCAGGAACCCCCACCAAGAGUCCCAAGAGCCCGCUGUCGCCCAAGUCUUUCCGCCUGCCCUGGAGUCCCUCGUCGAUCAGUUUCCUAGGAUCGCCAGGCGCAGACAAGAUGGCGUUUAUUGAACAGGGCGGCGGGGGCGUCGUUCCUGGCAUAGACGCCCCAACUUCAGCUAGUAACGGUGGAGAACGCCGAGUGACGGUAAGAUGCCUGUCAUCCACAAUCAACCUGCCUGUGACGCCUGACACCACGCCCGUUGACAUCGCCUAUUCGACGGCCAAUUUCAUCACCCACACAAUCAACCCUGCCAACACCAUUGUGGUUGAGUGCUAUGAUGUUCUCGGACUGGAGCGCCGUGUGCGCCGCUACGAGCGCAUUCGCGAUGUCAUGAAUUCGUGGGACCGCGACCAGCUCAACUCCCUCAUGGUGCUGUGCGAGGACGAUCUGGAGGAACACCGUGAUCUCGAUGCCACCGCGGUGUCGCGCACAGAGGAGGCGCCCACGGGCUUCUGCUAUCAACUCUACCACUGCUCCAAGCCUGGAAAAUGGAACAAGCGGUGGAUCACCUUGAUGGACAAUGGCCAGAUCUUCGCCGCCAAGCGCCCUGAUUCCAAGCCGACAGACAAGGAUAGCAUGAUGCUGUGCCACCUGUCGGAUUUCGAUAUCUAUACACCAAGAGAGAGCCAGAUGAAGCGCCACAUCAGACCCCCCAAGAAAUAUUGCUACGGCGUUAAAAGUCAGCAGAAGGCAAACUUCUUCGCCAACCAGGACAACUUCCUACACUAUUUUUGCACAGAGGACCGUGAUCUGGCAAAUCGGUUAUACGAGCUGAUCCAUGGCUGGAGGAGUUGGUAUCUCGCCCACAAGCAGAUCGGCAUCUUCAAGCCUAAAGAAGAAGAACCGCCCUUGCGGCCCAGGACGAAGACAAAUGAGAGUCUGAAGAAAUCAACGAGCAUUGCUCGACGAAAUACUGAGCGUAAACCCCGUUUGUCUCUCGAGAAGACUCCGUACACAAUUGGCGAGUUUGCUCCCCUGCUUGACAUGAGUGACUUCGACAAGCCGCUUGAAGAAUUCGGCAAGAAUAUCCCACCACCGCAGCCCGCGGCGGCCCCCGCGCCACCUGCAAAGAAAUCCAAGGACGUACCGCGACCGCCUGUGAGCCUGAUAAAGCAAAAGUCAGCCGGUCCAGGAGGGGAUCCCGACCAGUUCCUCGCGGGCGGGCUUCUCGGCCACGCAUACGAUCAGCGCAAGCUGCAGGAACAGGCUGCUCUGGCAAGCAAGGCGGAUGACGGUCCCUUUACCGGAGGCUCCUCACUGCUGAACAACGUUCCCGCGCCGACAACCACAGCAAACGAGCCCGAAGCGAGCCCAUGGCUGCCUUCCGCCUUGGAGCACACGGCUCGCGCGAGGACAACGCAGCAGCCCCAGCCCAGAAUGCCAAGGCGACCUGCGACUGCUGAUGCCUCCCGCCAUCACCACCAACAACACCACCAACAUCACCAACACCAUCAUCAACAGCAACAACCUUUGGUGAAUCUGAAGGACGACUUCCCCAUCCCCCCUCUCCCUCAAGGUGGGAACCGCCUUCACAGAUCGGGCACCGGGCGGGCUGUGAAGCCGCCCAAUGGCGCACCUCUGGUCGACUACGCGGGCGGCAUCUCCAACAACUCGGCCCCCAUGCCUUCAAGGAACAUCACCAGGAUGAGCAGUUCCGCAACCGGCGGCCGCCCUCGCAGCCGAUCCUCCGGCAACCCCCGCCAGAAUGGCCAGACUCUGAUCCAGUUCGACCGCCCGCCGGUCCCCGCGCUGCCAGAUCGAUCGAGCAGACGUCCCGGCGACAGAGUGGUCUCCAACCCGUCCCGGGGCCGUGACCCCCGCACGCAGGAGCCGCUCAUCAACAGGAUUAAAUAA